Messenger RNA from Ricinus communis (castor bean), 1013 nucleotides. Its product is annotated as LRR receptor-like serine/threonine-protein kinase EFR. The transcript has a single exon. Gene Ontology annotation, molecular function: protein binding. The coding region runs from base 301 to 990 and encodes 229 amino acids. NCBI's taxonomy places the organism in Eukaryota, Viridiplantae, Streptophyta, Magnoliopsida, Malpighiales, Euphorbiaceae. The record is from RefSeq and is a predicted model, not a curated record.
CUCUAUAUUAUUGACCAAAAACACGGGACCGUUACAGUACCCUACUCACAGAGAAAAUUCAAAGGUCAAUAUAUGCAGCAGCAUGUUCAAAUGUGAGCAUGCCACAAGGUCAAGGUUCCACCUCAUUUCUGCAUUUUGUCUGGAUGAGGUUCCACAUCCAAUUGAUUCGAGACGAAAUUAUGUAUCUGUGAAUUUCAUUCAGAUGAGAAAAAACUAACAAGAGCAAACCUUCUCCUUCAUUCUACUUGGAUUUUGGAGCACUGAGCAGGACAGAUUCAUGGUUGGGAUUCUGACGAAGCAAUGGAAACUAACUGGCGGGCUCUUUACGUUUCUCUCUUAUGCUGCUUUUUGUUCUGCUCCUUCAACCCAGCCUCUUGCUUGCUAAAUGAGACUGAUCGACUUGCUUUGAUAUCUUUCAGAGAAUUAAUUGUGCGAGACCCAUUUGGCGUAUUGAAUUCUUGGAAUAAUUCUGCACACUUCUGUGAUUGGUAUGGCGUUACAUGCAGUCGGAGGCAUCCUGACAGGAUCAUAGCCUUGAACCUAACAUCACAAGGCUUAGUAGGCUCACUCUCUCCUCAUAUAGGAAAUCUUUCCUUCCUCAGGUACGUUGAUUUCCGAAACAACAGCUUCCGUGGCCAAAUCCCACAUGAGAUUGGUCGCCUGCGCCGACUACAAUGUUUAACACUGAGCAACAACUCUUUUUGUGGGAAUAUACCCACAAAUUUGUCAUAUUGUUCGAAUCUUGUAAUUCUUAAUAUUAUCGACAACAAGCUUGUGGGAAGCAUACCUGCGGAGCUUGGCUCCUUACGAAAGCUUGAAGCUUUAGGCUUGGCCAAAAAUAACCUGACAGGAAGUAUACCUCCUUCCAUUGGGAAUCUUUCAUCUCUUUGGCAAUUGUCUCUCGCAAUAAAUGCCUUGGAAGGGAAAAUCCCAGAGCAAAUCUCUAGACUUAGGAACUUAAAUCUUUUGACAAUUACCCAAAUAAUCUAAUAGGUGAGAUCCCUAUUGGCCUC